CGCAUGAGCCGCUCCUACGGACGGCACAGAAACAACUAGAACUAAACCCGCGGUUUAGAGGGGGUGAUGCAAAAAGACGAAACGAAACAAUUAAGCAGAAUUCGGUAGCACCGGGACAGCGUCAUUUGAACCAAAUAUUUGAGCGGAAAGCUGCUGCCCCGUGUUGUCCCUCCGGUACAUUUGCAAGAGCCUCGGCAAAAGUGGCUGUAAGGCAGUGAUGUGGUCACUCUGGCCUUUCCACCUGGCCCUGGUGCUGUACUCCCUACUCUCAGUGGUACAAGUGGAGACCGCGCCUUGCCAGACGUGCCGCAAACUCGCAGAGAACUUCAUCAAGGGCCUCGAGCACACAGCCAAUAAGAACUUUGGAGGCGGGAACACGGCAUGGGAGGAGGAGAAACUCGCUAAAUAUGCACGGAGUGAGACACGAUUGCUGGAGAUCAUUGAAUCCAUCUGUGACAGCUCAGACUUUGAGUGUAACCAACUCCUGGAGCAGAUAGAAGAUCAAGUGGAGACAUGGUGGUUCAAGAGGCAGCAGGAGUCACCUGACCUUUAUGAAUGGCUGUGCAUUGAUGAACUGCGACUGUGUUGCCCUCCAGGGAAGUUCGGACCUGAUUGUGAAGAAUGCCCAGUGGGUGCUGGAGGCGUAUGCGGGGGGUUGGGGAGAUGCGAGGGGGAUGGGACUCGCCUUGGAGCCGGCGAAUGUGUCUGCGAUCCAGGUUAUGCGGGGGAGCUGUGCCAGGAGUGUGCAGAUGGUUACUACAGAGAGAAGAGCUCUAAUGGCACGCAGGCACCCUGCUCAGCAUGCUAUCAUUCCUGCAAGCGCUGCACUGGGCCAGAGGACUACAAAUGCCUGGACUGCAAGGCAGGCUGGACCCUUCACGACAACAAAUGUGUGGAUAUUGAUGAAUGUGGCACAGAGCUGGCUAAGUGUCCUUCCAACACGUACUGCUUCAACACAGAUGGCUCCUAUGAGUGUAGAGGCUGUGACCAGGCAUGUGUAGGCUGCAUGGGUGGUGGACCAGCCCGCUGUAAGAAGUGUGCCCGCGGGUACAGGCUGGUGGGAGCUAAGUGCCUGGAUGUGGAUGAGUGCAGUGAGCAGACCAUGCCAUGUCCAGGGCUGAAUGAGGCCUGCGUUAAUGAGGAGGGCUCAUUCCGCUGCGAAUGCGCAGAUGGGUUUCUGCGCAGGGAUAGUAUCUGUGUGGAGAGCCUACCACCAUCGGGCCCAGAGAAGGGGCUUUUCGAGGACAUGACGGAUGACGAGGUACUGGUUCUGCAGCAGAUGUUCUUCGGGGUGGUCAUCUGUGCCUUGGCCACUCUGGCUGCCAAGGGUGACAUGGUCUUCACUGCAAUCUUCAUCGGGGGUGUGGCCGCCAUGGCUGGAUACUGGCUGUCAGAGAAGGGGGACCGCUUGCUGGAUGGAUUCUUGCGGGGACGCUAACCUUCUUUGAGGGUUUAGCCCUGGGGCUGGGGGAGUUAUGUGGCCUUUCUCAGGCUGGGGGUGAGGGACAGAAGUGGGAAGUGAUUCUGAAAACAUAGUAAAGGCUAAAAGAAAAAAAAAUGGCAGCUUGGAAUGGUGGAAGGGAGGGGUAUCGGAAUAGAGGGACGGAGUGGGUUUUUAGGAAAAACCUCAACACUGGAAGAAGAAAUUUCUAACGUAAGUCGGACCUCUGCAGUUUGUCCUUAACUGCAGUUCUUGCACUCAUUUCUCAUAGAAAUCUGCUGCCCGUCACCUUGAAACCCCCCCCCCCAAUCAGAGGUGAACAAAUCAGACACCCCAAGAAGCUUUGGCUCCUCAUUUCAACAAGACUGUACUAUUCAUAUAGGACAAUCUUAUUUAUUUUUCUUUGUAUGUUUUAGGGGAUGGGGAGGGGGCAAAAUGAAGGGAAACUUACACACUAACUGUCUAGACUGUUGCCGACUGGCGAACUCAAGGCACGUGCUAUACCUUGAUUGUGGGCAUCCCCAGCUGGCUGAAUUUGGAGAAAUGUCCUUUCGGUUACAUCUAGAGAAGGGAAAUUAAGGGGUUUUUUUCUUUAUGUUUCACAAAUAAAGUGUGAAAAAAUGAAUGCAUGAGAAGCCAUAUCGCAGGCCAGUGUAAUUUGGCCUUAUCUUUGUACAGAUGUGAGAGAGACUGGUGCAUACAAGUGCUAUCACUGCGGCAAGGCGACGGAAGGCUGUGGAUCGAUUGUGGUGUGGAAAGAUAAUGCACGAGUCCCUUCUCAUUUUUAUCCAGGCAGGAUUCCCAGUACACAGUGUAGUAUUUAAUUCUCAUGAAUACCUACUGCCUCAGCAGCGAUAGCGUGUGCGCGCAUGUAUGCACGGAUACUUGUGUAUAGCUGUAUGUUUAUCUUAUGACUGUAAUAGAAAGGAACUAUUACACAAGAUGGAACUUAACCUUUAUUUUGAACCUGCCUAGUUUUAAAAGGCUUUUAAAUGUGCUUGUCUAAAUCCUCCAAAUGCAUACAUCUCUCAUGUCGCCAGUGUAAUCUAACAUUGUAAUAGCAUCACUGCUUUCAUGAAACAGCAGUUAACCAUCAUACCAUUUGUAAUUUUAGUUGUCUCCACAGACAUGUUGAGGAGGAAAAAGGGCUCUUUGUGUUGUCCAAGCAGCUUGACUGUGUGAGUGUCUCGUCAUCUGUCGGCCAUGUCCAUUACUCAACAUCCACAGCCUGUGUCGUCCAGCUGUUUCGGUGUAGGGGAAGUUGCGCUUCCUGACCUACUGUGGCCUCCUUGCUGAGUUGUGUAUGCAUAUGCGUGUUUACAUUUGUCUUUUUGUCCCUAUCUGUAGUGAUGUGUACGUGUCUGUCUUCUCCCUGAGUGGAAGCACCAUCUGUCUCAUUGCUGUCUGGGUGGAGCAGACCUCCUACAGCUGCUCUGUGAAUGACUGACAAUGUGAAAUCAUCCACAUCUCCGGUCUGCUGUGGUGCUUUUUCAGACAUGAUUAUCAUUGAGGAAACUUGCACUUCUUCAGAUUAUUAAAAGAGUAUGAUUGUUUCUACUUCCCUACUGAGGUUAUAUCGUUUGAGUAAGAAUGAAAAAUGUGGUGUUGACAAGUAUAUUAUGUAAGAUUUCUGUAUCUGCAAAGUUUAGUUGACUGCUCUGUUCCUUAGGCUUUGCAGAAACUUAAAGACACUUUGUUGCAGUUGAUCAAAUUUAGCUAAGAAACCAGAUGGGAUAUAAAACAAUGUCACUACUGUGAAUGAAUUGAUAGCCCAUAUAGGUAUUGUGUUCUUUCCUUAAGACUUGAACUUGUAUUGUAAUUAACUUCAAAACAUUUAAGUUAGUUAUAAAUUAUGAUUACAAUUGAUGACUGCAGUCCCCUUUUUCCUCAGCUAAGAAAAAAAUAAA
This is a messenger RNA of Scleropages formosus (Asian bonytongue), 3348 nucleotides long. It is a transcript of the gene creld1b, whose product is annotated as cysteine-rich with EGF-like domains 1b. The record is from RefSeq and is a predicted model, not a curated record. The transcript has 11 exons. Lineage: Eukaryota; Metazoa; Chordata; Actinopteri; Osteoglossiformes; Osteoglossidae. Bases 218 to 1438 code for a protein of 406 amino acids. Gene Ontology annotation, molecular function: calcium ion binding.